GAUGUGAAACUCAACAUCCGUUCUCACCAUACUAUUGGUCGCAGCAUUAGCAAACAGCUAGCUGCUUUGCUAAAUUGGUCUGGAAUUAUGCUGUUGCAUCGCGUGUGUCGGCGUCGCUACCACAAUGUCUAGACAACAUGGAGGAAAUCUGAAGCAGGAGACUCUAUUUUCAUUUGAACUUAUAGUGGAAUACAUUCAAUUUAACGGCGAAAACACUGUUUCUGACGCGCUAGCUGUUGGAAUACGACUGUUGGACUUUCCAACGCUGCUUAUUUAUUCGCCUGAGCUGAGAGGUGAAUACGCCAUCGAGCACCAAAAGAACCGCCACCAUGCCAUAGGAGGGCUAUAUUCAUUUAACAGAGGCAAGUCGUGUUUCUUCCAAAUGAAUCUGGACACUCUGCAUACACAACUCUCAAGCACUCCUCUCUAUGUUAUGAUUCUGGAUGUGAAAGAAGAUAUACCCAAAUUAGUUGGAACCUCCCUCAUCUCACUGACUAAAAUCGUGGACAGAAUCAGACAAGAUGCCAACGACAAUGGGACUUCCAAAUGCUCUUCAUAUGGGGAAAGGGGACUUGUGUGCAUAAACAACCUUGCAGAGGAGACUGUUGGAUCCAUAUCUUUGAGUUUUAAACUAUUAAUUGUUGGAGACAGAUUACUGUCACAUGUGACUGAAAGCAGCCCAGUCUACAGAGAACAGAGUGCUGAAGAGGAUGACACGAAGAAGACAUUAAAAAUACCUUCUGGCUAUAAGAGAGUUCAGUUGCCCACAUUGGACAAUCCUGAUAGCGGCAUUCUAAGUAGUGGGAAUAAUGUGGAUAAGCAGGCUGUGUCCACCCAGACUGAACAUGAUCCAAUAAUCCAAAUUCCUCACAGCGUCAAAGAAGAUGAGAAAAGUUUUGAUGAGGACCUUGCUGUAUUUUGCCCCCCACGUCUUUACUAUUGUAAUUCUGGGAAGGAGAAAACUCAAGGAGUGCAGUACAAACUAUUUAAACCAGACUCAAAAGUUGUAACACAGAAAGACACAUUCUCUGAAAAUGAAAGUGAUAUUUCUUCAGUGAUGGACAAGAUCGUGGAACCUACAGACAAAACACCAGGAGACCAUCAAGCAAGUGUUAAUCGAAAUGUACUUGAGGAAGCCUUGAGACCACUACCUCUCUUAAAUGCUCUUUUUGUCGAGCUGUCACAGUUAAAUGUCCAGAACCUUCACCAUCAACAACCAAAUCAUCCUGACUUGGCUAGGAUUUAUAGGCCUGCGUCCACCGAGCCUUCACAUGGCCAAGGGAGCGCAAGAACGUCGAAAACCAGGCCACUGCAAGAACCCACGCAGGGAAGUAGUUUAAAACAUUCUCCCACAGUUUCUCCCCAAAAUGUGAAGCAAGUAUCUAAAAGCAACCAUAAAGAGGCUUUAACUGAGAGUAAAGCACACAGAAAAAAGCUAGUAUAUGGAACAACAAGAACCUUCAAUCUAAGGCGGCAGAAACACGCCACUGUGGUGAAACAUCGUGACUGUAUGAUGACGCACGUGCACAAUGAGCCUCAGUCAAGUAAAGGGAAGACAAAAUGUCCGGCCAAAAGCAAGAGCUCAGUUUCCAAAGAAAAUCUGAAGAAGACACAAAAUGUGGAAGUGGUCUCGGUAGUGCAGGACACCACACCACUGCUAAAACGUGCAGAUGAAUCUUCCAGUCCUAAAAGUCUGAAGCAAGACCACAUACCCGUUCCUUGUGUUUCUUAUCAAGAUGAUGCCACAAACGACAAGCUUCCAGAAACAAACCAGGCAUCUCCUAAAUCAGAGCGCUUAAGUGAGAAAUCUUCUAGAAGUUGUCGCCACAGCAGCCACAGGUCUUCUCUGUCAGACUCCAGCAGAGAAGGAACCAAAGAAGAAGACUAUGCAGAUGACUUUAACAGUUUUGAGGCCAGCGACGCAGACACCACCACCACCACCAGCAGCAGCAGCAGUCCCGAGCCUGCUCAAGCUGAGCCUCCGAAGGCUCCAGUCCUCCGCAGAUUCCGCAGUUCAGACUCGGGCUCAGAAUCGGCCUGGGCGAGACCCCUUCUUCCUGCACCCAUCAGAGCUCAUAGCCCCUUACAGCGGGUUCUGAGAGGCACGCACAUCAUCCGAACAUUAGACUCUGCACUCAGCUUUUCCUCUGAUGAGGAAGAUAAGGAAGGAUCAGGCAGAAUGCAAACACUACACUCCCGGAAAGAACCAAAGGAGGGGGAGUCUGGAGCAAAGAGUCUCAUAUCAUUAAGGGGUCAAAGGAGUGAAUCUGACAAGAGCAGCAGCAGCAUUCAACAAAAUUAUUCACAAUCUGAGUGCUCUGAUUCCCUAGAGGCUGAUGAAAUAGAAGACGAGCUUGGAUCACUGGACUUUAGAAAAAAGUAUCAGAAUAUAUCUGACCUUAUGGCUGCCAAACUACCUGGUUAUACAAUGUAAAUACAAAGAAAAUACCACAUUCUAUUUUCUGGCUUAAUGGGUUUCUAGUAUUUCUAGUAUAGCUAUAGUAUAGUUCCUAUGGAAGUAAUGUGUAAUUUAAUUUUAAAUAAAUACAGCUAGUAAAGAAAACUCAGCUCUGACUUGAAUUAUUGAUCUGUUGGGCAUCCAUGUUUAUUUUUCACUCUGCUCAAUUUGCCGCGUAGCAAAUAAAGCUUGAACUUUGUUUUCCUGGUACUGGUACUUCUCUUCCGCACAAUGCUUUGUAUGUUUCCCACUCAUACAAUGCACUUGUUUACAGUUUUACAAUAUUUUCAUUUCAUGUUAUUUUAUACUUGAAAGUGUAGUUUAAGUU
Doryrhamphus excisus (bluestripe pipefish) is the source of this 2786-nucleotide messenger RNA. It is a transcript of the gene map10, whose product is annotated as microtubule associated protein 10. The record is from RefSeq and is a predicted model, not a curated record. Gene Ontology annotation, biological process: mitotic spindle midzone assembly; cytoplasmic microtubule organization; positive regulation of cytokinesis. Gene Ontology annotation, molecular function: microtubule binding. Gene Ontology annotation, cellular component: mitotic spindle pole; cytoplasmic microtubule; centrosome. Lineage: Eukaryota; Metazoa; Chordata; Actinopteri; Syngnathiformes; Syngnathidae.